Molecule: messenger RNA, 597 nt
Organism: Miscanthus lutarioriparius
Lineage: Eukaryota; Viridiplantae; Streptophyta; Magnoliopsida; Poales; Poaceae
Source: the annotation of a GenBank genome assembly
AUGGCGGGGGCGCAGUCGCAGGCGAUGCUGGAGAAGAUGGAGCUGCGGCAGAGCUACCGCAACGUCUGGCACACCGACCUCACCAACGCCGUCGCUGCGGACUUCCCGUGGUGCUGCCUGUCGCUGUGGUGCGGCCCCUGCGUGUCCUACAUGCUGCGCAGACGCGCGCUCUACAAUGACAUGUCAAGGUACGUGUGCUGCGCUGGGUACAUGCCGUGCAGCGGCAAGUGCGGUGAGAGCCGGUGUCCGGAAGUAUGCCUUGCAACCGAGGUGUUCUGCUGCUUCGGCAACUCGGUUGCUUCCACCCGGUUCCUGCUGCAGGACGAGUUCAACAUCCAGACGACGCAGUGCGACAACUGCAUCAUCGCCUUCAUGUUCUUCCUGCAGCAGCUGGCCUGCAUCUGCUCCCUAGUCGCCUGCAUCGUCGGCAACAGCGAGCUCUCGGAGGUGGCGCACGUCAUCUCCUGCAUGUCCAACUUGGUCUACUGGACGGUUUGCUCGUGCAUGCAGACGCAGCACAAGGUGGAGAUGGACAAGAGGGACGGCACGUUGAACACCAUGUCUGCGCCCCCGAUGCAGCAGAUGUCGCGUUGGUAA